Messenger RNA from Lontra canadensis (Northern American river otter), 3709 nucleotides. It is a transcript of the gene PRTG, whose product is annotated as protogenin. The transcript is spliced from 20 exons. Gene Ontology annotation, molecular function: protein binding. NCBI's taxonomy places the organism in Eukaryota, Metazoa, Chordata, Mammalia, Carnivora, Mustelidae. The record is from RefSeq and is a predicted model, not a curated record. Gene Ontology annotation, cellular component: axon; plasma membrane. Bases 104 to 3709 code for a protein of 1201 amino acids. Gene Ontology annotation, biological process: axon guidance; cell-cell adhesion.
UGCGCGCGUCCAGCAGCGGCGUGGGGAGCGCCCGGAGGCGGGGGCAGGCAGGCGGACAGCGGCUACCGGGCGGCCGGGGAGCAUGCCCGCGCAGCCCAGCUGAAUGGCGCCUUCUCUGCGACCCCUCGCCCGGCUGCGGCCGCCAGGGAUGCUGCUCCGCGCGCUCCUGCUCCUGCUGCUGCUCGGCUCCGGUCCAGGAGUGUGGUGCUUUAGUGAACUGUUUUUUAUAAAAGAACCACAGGAUGUAACUGUCACAAGAAAGGACCCAGUCGUUUUAGAUUGCCAGGCUCAUGGCGAAGUUCCUAUUAAGGUCACAUGGUUGAAAAAUGGAGCAAAAGUGUCUGAAAAUAAACGGAUCCAGGUUCUGUCUAACGGCUCUUUAUACAUCAGUGAAGUGGAAGGCAAGCGAGGAGAGCUGUCUGAUGAAGGAUUUUAUCAGUGCUUGGCAAUGAACAAAUAUGGAGCCAUUCUUAGUCAAAAAGCGCAUCUUACCUUGUCAACGAUUUCUACAUUUGAAGUUCAGCCGAUUUCUACUGAGGUCCAAGAAGGUGGAGUUGCUAGAUUUGCAUGCAAGAUUUCCUCAAACCCUCCUGCAGUCAUCACAUGGGAGUUAAAUCGGACAACUCUGCCUGUAACUAUGGACAGGAUAACUGCCUUACCAACAGGAGUACUGCAGAUCUAUGAUGUUGGCCAAAAGGAUGCUGGAAAUUAUCGUUGUGCUGCUGCUACUGUAGCCCACAGACGUAAAAGUAUGGAAGCCUCUCUGACAGUGAUUCCAGCUAAGGAGUCUAAUUCCUUCUACACACCAACCAUUAUAGCAGGCCCACAGAACAUAACAACGUCUCUUCAUCAGACGGUUGUUUUGGAAUGCGUGGCCACAGGAAAUCCCAAACCAAUCAUUUCUUGGAGCCGCCUUGAUCACAAGUCCAUUGAUGUCUUUAAUACUCGGGUACUUGGAAAUGGUAAUCUCAUGAUAUCUGAUGUCAAGCUGCAACACGCUGGAGUAUAUGUUUGUCGGGCCACAACCCCAGGCACACGCAACUUUACAGUUGCCAUGGCAACCUUAACUGUCUUAGCUCCACCUUCAUUUGUUGAAUGGCCAGAAAGUUUAACAAGGCCUCGAGCUGGCACGGCUCGAUUUGUAUGUCAAGCAGAAGGAAUCCCCUCACCCAAAAUGUCAUGGUUGAAAAACGGGAGGAAGAUACAUUCAAAUGGGAGAAUUAAAAUGUACAACAGUAAAUUGGUAAUUAACCAGAUUAUUCCUGAAGACGAUGCCAUUUAUCAGUGCAUGGCUGAGAACAGCCAAGGAUCUAUUUUAUCUAGAGCCAGACUGACCGUAGUAAUGUCAGAAGACAGACCCAGCGCUCCAUACAAUGUGCAUGCUGAAACCAUGUCCAGUUCAGCGAUCCUUUUGGCUUGGGAGAGGCCACUUUAUAAUUCAGACAAAGUCAUCGCUUACUCUGUGCACUACAUGAAAGCAGAAGGUUUAAAUAACGAAGAGUAUCAAGUAGUCAUCGGAAAUGACACAACUCAUUAUAUUAUUGAUGACUUAGAACCUGCUAGCAAUUAUACUUUCUACAUUGUGGCAUAUAUGCCAAUGGGAGCCAGCCAGAUGUCUGACCAUGUGACCCAGAAUACUUUAGAGGAUGUUCCACUGAGGCCUCCUGAAAUCAGUUUGACGAGUCGAAGUCCCACUGAUAUCCUCAUCUCCUGGCUGCCGAUCCCGGCCAAGUACCGACGUGGUCAGGUGGUCCUCUACCGCCUAUCCUUCCGCCUGAGUACUGAGAAUUCUAUCCAAGUUCUGGAGCUCCCGGGAACCACACACGAGUACCUUUUGGAGGGCCUGAAACCCGAUAGUGUCUACCUGGUGCGGAUUACUGCUGCCACCAGGGUGGGGCUGGGAGAGUCAUCUGUGUGGACCUCACAUAGGACACCCAAAGCUACAAGUGUGGAAGCCCCUAAGUCGCCAGAGUUGCAUUUGGAGCCUCUGAACUGCACCGCCAUUUCUGUGAAGUGGCAGCAAGAUGCGGAGGACACAGCAACCAUUCAGGGCUACAAGCUGUACUACAAAGAAGAAGGGCAGCAGGAAAAUGGACCCAUAUUCUUAGAUACCAGUGACUUUCUCUACACUCUCAGUGGUUUAGACCCCAGAAGAAAGUACCACGUGAGGCUUCUGGCUUACAACAACAUAGAAGAUGGCUAUCAGGCAGAUCAGACAGUCAGCACUCCGGGAUGCGUGUCUGUUCGUGAUCGCAUGGUUCCCCCUCCACCGCCACCCCACCAUCUCUAUGCGAAGGCUAACACCUCAUCUUCCAUCUUCCUGCACUGGAGGAGGCCUGCGUUCACCACUGCACAAAUAAUUAACUACACCAUCCGCUGUAACCCUGUCGGCCUGCAGAAUGCUUCUUUGGUUCUAUACCUUCAAACAUCAGAAACUCACAUGUUGGUUCAAGGUCUAGAACCAAACACCAAAUACGAAUUUGCUGUACGACUGCAUGUGGACCAGCUUUCCAGCCCUUGGAGUCCCGUUGUCUACCAUUCAACACUUCCAGAAGCACCGGCAGGCCCACCAGUAGGAGUAAAAGUGACGUUGAUAGAAGAUGACACUGCUCUGGUUUCUUGGAAACCACCUGAUGGCCCAGAGACUGUGGUGACACGCUACACCAUCUUGUACGCUUCCAGGAAGGCCUGGAUUGCAGGAGAGUGGCAGGUCCUACACCGAGAAGGGGCAAUAACCAUGGCUCUGUUAGAAAACCUGGUGGCAGGAAACGUGUACAUUGUCAAGAUAUCUGCAUCCAAUGAGGUGGGAGAAGGACCCUUUUCAAAUUCUGUGGAGCUGGCAGUCCUUCCAAAGGAAACCUCUGAAUCUAAUCAGAGGCCCAAGCGUUUGGAUUCAGCUGAUGCCAAAGUUUAUUCAGGCUACUACCAUCUGGACCAAAAAUCAAUGACUGGCAUUGCUGUAGGCGUUGGCAUAGCCUUGACCUGCAUCCUCAUCUGUGUUCUCAUCCUGAUAUACCGAAGUAAAGCCAGGAAAUCAUCUGCUUCCAAGACGGCACAGAAUGGAACUCAGCCGUCCUCUCGCACCAGUACCUCCCUAGCCGGUGGAAGUGAAGCUGGAAAGAACCUGGGGGGAGUUGUAGAAAAUGAAGAAUCCUUAAUGCCAAUGAUAAUGCCAAACAGCUUCAUUGAUGCAAAGGGAGGAACUGACCUGAUAAUUAAUAGCUAUGGUCCUAUAAUUAAAAACAACUCUAAGAAAAAAUGGCUAUUUUUCCAAGAUUCUAAGAAGAUAAAAGUUGACCAGCCUCAAAGAAGAUUUACUCAAGCAGUGUGCUUUUACCAGCCAGGCACCACUGUGUUGAUCAGUGAUGAAGACUCCCCCAGCUCCCCGGGUCAGACCGCCAGCUUCCCAAGACCCUUUGGUGUUGUUGCCGCUGAGACAGAGCACUCCGCAAACAGCGAAGGCAGCCAUGAGACUGGGGAUUCUGGAAGGUUCUCCCAUGAGUCCAAUGAUGAGAUCCACCUGUCCUCAGUCAUCAGCACCACGCCCCUGACCUCCAGUUCCUUCACCGGCAGUGAUUCAGGUGGGGAUGGCUCUGUGAGGAAGUGUGAAGACCCAGCCACACCGCCAGAUGCCGAGCAGACGACUUCUUCGGGUCUGCAGCCGCUGUCUGCCAUGCUGCGCUUUGACAAAAAUGAUUUUCCAAUCUAG